CGGGCAGCAUUAUUAUCUGCAGCUGGGUCAGAUAGUAAACAACGUAAGUUAGACUUUUUUUCAAAAUAUUCUUCUAAUAAAAAUCAAAAUGAAAAUGUCACCGAUAUUACUGAUCAACCAAAUCCAAUUGAAAAAUCGGCCAAUGAUAAUAAUGAACUUCGAUCCAAUGUAACCUCAGAAAAUACUAUUAAAUCAUCAUAUAUAUUUCCUAUUUUAAGUAGAUCAAGUGAACAAGAUCAAUCAAACGUAAUAAUUAAUGACAAUGACAUUUUUUCAUCAUCUGAAUCCGAGUCUGAAAAAAAAAGUACAAAAAAACUAAUUGAAACCGAUUCGAAAAUUAGUCUUUUUAUUCCUCCUAUAUUUAGUAGUCACCAUCAAGCUAAAGUUGCUUUUGUUGACGCACAUCCAUGUCAACCUCAGAUAAAUAUACCCUUUAAUAUUAAUAAAGUAUAUUAUAGAAAAAUGCCAAAUGAUAAUUUCGUGAAUCGAAAAUGGGUUUCUUAUAAUUCAAUAACUAGAAAAAUUCAUUGUUCUUUAUGUAUGGGGUUUACUCGUCCGGGUAGUACUCCAUUUAUAGAUGGAAUCGAAAUAAAUUUGAAACAUCUUUAUAGUCAAUUAGAAAAACACGAAAGUUCUGUACCUCAUGACGACGCCUGUAAGGCAUACCUUAAUAUUACAUCUGGACAUACAAUUACUAAUGCGCUAUUAAGUCAUCGCCAAAAAAGUGUAGAAUUAAAUAGAGAAAUUGUAACUAGAAUUAUAGAUAUUUCUUUAUUAAUCGGUAAACAAGGUUUGGCAUUUAGAAGUAAGAGAAAUGAAGCCGCUUAUAAUUUAAGUUUAAAUUUAAAACAAGGGAACUUUUUAGAAAUUGUGAAACUUGUAGCAAAAUAUGACCCGAAACAUAUCUCAGAAGAAGUUUUAUUGGCGGGGCAGUAUUCAUUAGAAGUUGAUUCUUCUCAGGAUACGUCGGUAAUGGAUCAAUUGUGUAUUUGUAUAAGAUAUGUUUUGAAUGGUAAAAUAAUUGAGAGAAUGAUUGCUUUAGUAGAGUCAACCUCUGGAACUGGUGAAGCAUUAUAUAAUAUUGUGAAAAAAGAAUUAGAUACAUUGAAUAUCCCUCUAACAAAACUAAUUGGGGAAUCAUUUGAUGGUGCUGCCAAUAUGAGUGGUUCUUAUAAUGGUCUUCAAGCUCAUUUAAAAACAGUUGCACCCGAAUCAAUUUAUACACAUUGCCAUGCACAUAAAACUGCAGUUUUUUUUUCUGAUUCAUACAAAAGAACUGGAAUUUGGAAAAAUUAUCUUUCAAAAGAUCAAACUGGAAAUGAUAAAUUAAGAAAACUUCAAAAGUUAGGAACUACAAGAUGGAAUAGUAAAGAUGCCGCAUUAAAAUGCAUAUUUGGUUCUUGGUUUGUGUCUGGUGAAACGAGUGAUCGAUAUAAUGUUUUAGUUGAAUCUCUGCAUUUUCUUGACACUGAUUCAUCUAUAGAUUCUAAUACAUCUUCAGAUGCCAGAUUCUUGUUAGAAAAAUGGACAUCUUUUGAAUAUAUACUAACUUCAUUUAUAUUUCUCGAAAUUUUCCAUUAUACCACUCCAGCAUCAAAAUAUCUCCAAUCAAAAGAAUUAGAUUUUAUUACUGUCAUUAAUUUAAUUAAGUCUUUAUUAAGCGACCUCAAAAAAGGUUCUUCUAAAUAUGAUUUAGUUGUUGAAAAAACCAUGAAUUUUAUAUCUAGUAAAAAUAAUUCUGAACAUAUUAAAAAGCUUAAUAUAGUCAUUGAAGAAACGUUUCCAGAUAAACGAAGAUCAAAAAUUAAAAAAAUGCCUGGUGAGCUGGCAUCAGACGAUAUCAGAAAUAUUUCGAAUGUAGAAUAUUUUAAACUAAGGAUUAAAAAUUUAAAACAAGGUUCCACGUAUUAG
This is a messenger RNA of Melanaphis sacchari, 1911 nucleotides long. RefSeq lists its product as uncharacterized. The transcript has 4 exons. NCBI's taxonomy places the organism in Eukaryota, Metazoa, Arthropoda, Insecta, Hemiptera, Aphididae. The annotation marks the transcript as partial. The record is from RefSeq and is a predicted model, not a curated record.